CAGAAGACGAGCAGCGACUCCGCCAGGCCCACGCUGACCACGCUCGCACUCUCCAGGAUGGUGUCCCGCAAGGCCCUGGCUGCUCUGCUGGUGGUUCACGUCGCCGCUCUGCUGGCCUCCCAGACGGAAGCUUUUGUUCCCAUCUUCACGCACAGCGAGCUCCAGAGGAUGCAGGAAAAGGAGCGGAACAAGGAGCAAAAGAAAUCGCUGGGCGAACAGCAGCGGUCUGAAGAGGUGGGUCCUCUGGACCCCGAGGAGCUCACCGAGGAGGAAGACAACCAAGUUAUCAAGCUCACUGCUCCCGUGGAAAUUGAAAUGAGGAUGAACUCCAGGCAGCUGGAAAAGUACCGGCCGCCGUGGAAGGGCUGCUGAGCGAGUGCUGCCCACCCAGAGCGCAGCCAAGUGACCGCCGCUCUGCUCCUGGGAGAACUGGCCGCUGAGAGCCUCCAUGGAGGGCUGCAUGGCCGGCGGCUGGGCUUGGGAGCAGGGCACCCGCUCCCCAGCAAAUCCCUCUGCAGCAAAUAAAGCAUGAAAUA
This is a messenger RNA of Myotis daubentonii (Daubenton's bat), 536 nucleotides long. It is a transcript of the gene MLN, whose product is annotated as motilin. Lineage: Eukaryota; Metazoa; Chordata; Mammalia; Chiroptera; Vespertilionidae. Gene Ontology annotation, molecular function: motilin receptor binding; hormone activity. The record is from RefSeq and is a predicted model, not a curated record. Gene Ontology annotation, cellular component: extracellular region.